Physcomitrium patens is the source of this 3732-nucleotide messenger RNA. RefSeq lists its product as uncharacterized. Gene Ontology annotation, molecular function: phosphorelay sensor kinase activity; histidine phosphotransfer kinase activity. Gene Ontology annotation, biological process: protein autophosphorylation; phosphorelay signal transduction system. NCBI's taxonomy places the organism in Eukaryota, Viridiplantae, Streptophyta, Bryopsida, Funariales, Funariaceae. Gene Ontology annotation, cellular component: plasma membrane. The record is from RefSeq and is a predicted model, not a curated record.
GGGUUCUUUUUCUUUCUAUUCCAGAGAGAAAGAGAGCUGCAAAGCAAAGCUGAAGCAAAGGGCUGAGGCAAAGGGUUGUUGUUCCGCUCGAUAAUUUUUCUUCUUCUUCUAGUUCAACUUCUAUCCCUUCUUCCUUAGCGUUGUUGACGAGACCAGGCUGUGGACACACGUUUCGGAACAUGGGUCCUUCUGUUUAGACUAUCACAUUGGCAACGCGCACCAUUCUUUUCGGGUUCAAUUUUGGUAGUUUAGAAGUGUGUCACCGCACGCGCGGAGUAGCGAAUACGCGAUAGCACAGACAGAGAGACAGAGACAGAGCCAGGGAGAGUAGUGGGAAUUUAUUCUUUGUUGUUGGUGAGAGGAGCGGUCGAAAGAAAGGAAGACAGCGAGCAGAGUAGAGUAGAGCAGGUGACGUCGAGGAUUGCGUUCUUGAGGGGCAUGCGCAGAAGGCGGUGUUGAGAUUCGGCGUUGGGUUGGGAUUCUUUUGGUGGCAAUCAGAUGCCCACCUCGUCUUGGUGCCCUUGCACGGGUCAAGCCGAGGAUUUCUCAGUACCUUUGUCCACCAGAGGUCAUAGAUCUAGUCUGCUGCAGAGUCGAUAUACUCGUUUGUACGGUUUCUGUCCGGGGUAUUCUUGAAAUGGGGCAUCAGGACAUCCGUGUACAGGUUUUGAUUUAGUUUAGUUUUUUGUAGCGUGGGUUUGUUUGGAAGAGGAAACGUAAAGAAAAAGCAGCCGAGCGGGAGGGUCAUCUUGGAAGUUAAGAGUGGUUUUACGCCGGUAUGAGAGUCAAGCAGGCUGGGGUACCAACAUCGUCGAGGAAUCGACGACCCCUUCAGCAUAGUUUGUGCAUGGAAGAUUCGUUCAGGGCCGGUAGAGGGAAUGACUGUUGUCGAGAUGCCGGUUUGGCUGGAAGCAGGAUGCGGGAAUCAUCAAGCGGCAGCUAUUCGCUAGUCCGUCAUAAUAGCGCAGUGUUCGACCAUGAUUUUGAAUCCAACCGGAGCAGUUUGGUCCACACAGUUAGCGAGGUGCGAGAAGAGAUGCAGUUAGGGUUGCCACACGGCUCCAAGGACCACAUGAAAUCGGACGGAUGUGGCAGUGAUGGCAAAUCGGGGCAAAACAACAGCAAGGGUGGAUUAGUCAGGCAAGUUUCGCGAGAGUCGCACGAGUUCUCGCAGGAGACGUAUUCAUCAUCUUCUACUCCCGGGAAGAACGGUCACAUAAAUAGCUUUGUAUUGAAGAACUAUUUGUUGCAUGAUAGGCGCACUUUGAGCCUCCCUGUGGGCAAGGAAUACUCUAUUAGCCAGUACGUGGGUCAGUCGACUGAGGUUCAGACACACGUGGAUAGUGACAACAACUCUAAAAAUGUAACAUAUUCUGAGCGACAUACGAGCGUAAGCAGUUCAUCAUCCUGCGAUGAUGGUGAUGGGUGUUGUGUGCAUGACUUCGACAUUGAAGCUGAGAGGCACUCCAAGUCCACUUUAUUUUUCGAGGCUGGGUUCACACUUCUCACCGUCAUGGGGGCUAUGUUUACUUUGUAUCUUUGUAUACGGUUCUUGACGUCGGCAACGAGUAAUCACCCUAAAGAUGAGCCCAGGUUGUUCCGCAACAACUCUGGUGUUCUUCAUGAUAGCAGCAAGGAUGUUGGCUCUCAUUGUAGACUCUUUGUGAAGGCAUGUCCGUUGCUAGGGCUGUUAACUGCGGGCUUCGUACUACUCCUCGGGACGUGGGCAUCGGGCGGUCGGUUUUGGCGAGUAUCACCGAUGCAAACGUCGAGCUCUUGUCAUUGUGAAGAGUACGAUGAGAAUCGACGGCAUGUCGAGGAGGCCGAUGAGAGGGUUCGACAAGCUGAUAGGUCCAAGCAGCAGUUUAUGGCCUACGUCUUUCAUAACAUUAGAGUGCCUUUCAACGCCAUUGUCCUGGGACUCGGUCACAUGCGAGCUCUCGGAGACGGAGGUGGCCUGUUAGGAAGCGCAGCAGACAAGAUGGACUUGGUUCAGAUGAUGCUAGACUGUGCGGAGACGAUGACAAGCGUGCUCGACGAUGUCACUGAUAUGGGUCAAUGGGAAGGCGGUGAAAUGGAACUUCACAAGGAAGAGUUUGACAUUCUUGCCGUGAUCAAGUUCUUAUCCUGGGGCCUUAAGGAUCUGCUGGAGCAGAAGGACAUUGUAUUUAACAUGAACAUCGACAGUGUGGCAAGCGAACUGCUUACAUCGCAUCGAGUGGUUGGAGAUAAGCAGCGAGUAGUGCAGACUUUAGGAAAUUUUUUAAGCAACGCUGUCAAGUUUACGCCGUCUGGAGGCAGAUUGGAUUUGGACCUACAGUGUGAGGAGGUUGUGGGGAACACAAGUUUUGAAGAUCACAUCGCACAUCCUAAUCCGUCUCCUCAAACAAGUGAGGGGCCUUUACUAGGAGCUGCUGGCAUCCAAAUAUUGUCAAAAACUUCAUCACAAAUUAAAACUGGCGAGGGGAAAGUGGCGAAGUUGCGGCUCUCUGUGAAAGACAACGGAAUCGGAAUUUCCGCUCAAGAUCAGGCAAAGCUGUUCGAACCAUAUUCGUUUGUUACUUCAGGAUGGGUUCUGAAGGCCGGUGUUUCUGGAUUGGGUCUUAGCAUGGCAAAAAGGUUUGUUGAGCGAGCUGGCGGCAAUAUCGGAGUAGAAUCUGAAGAAGGCAGUGGCAGUACCUUUUUCUUCUCCCUUCCUUUUCCGCUUGUGGCAGUGGAUGUGAGUAACGAGCGAGAGCAAGUGAAGUCGGAUGGAGGAGCACCCGUGCUUCAGAAGUCAGAGGUCACUCAAUCAAUGGACAGUUCAGGCGUGACAGUUGUGCACGAAUCAAUCACAUUAUCAAGAAGACGAUCGAAUUUGAAAGAAGAUUUGAAACCGGCUGUGAAAACGAAAAUGACCAAUAAAGUACCUAAUGAAAAUGUGAAUAGUGAUAUAUCUGAUAGCUGCGCAAAGAAAUCUAAGCACGAUGGGUUAGACGGACGUCAAAGAAAAAUAUUACUUGUUGAAGAUACACGAAUUAAUAGAAUAAUUCUACGAAAGGUGUUACAAAAUCUGAAUCUGCUGUGUGAUGAAGCCGAGAAUGGUCAAAUAGCAAUAGAUUUUCACAAACAAGGAAGGACAUAUGACCUUGUCCUCAUGGAUAAAGAGAUGCCAGUGAUGGAUGGCCAUGAGGCUACAAGACAGUUGCGAAAUAUGGGAGUGAAAACUCCAAUUGUUGCAUUGACUGGAAACGCGUUGACAACGGAUAGAGAAAUGUUUUUCGAAGCCGGUGUCGAUGAUUUUCAAACUAAGCCUCUAUCAAGAGACAAACUUGUACAGCUGUUGGCACGGUAUGGAGUGGAAAAUUCGUCUUCGAAGUCUUCAUAUUCAUCAAAAAUGGUGUGAUUGCAAACCAUCCCAGAUUUCGGGGACCGGGGUUGCUCAGCUUUUGCUUUUUUGCCCCAUGUAACAUAUGUUUGGGAAUGAUUCCUUCAUUAAGGUUCUUAGUGGAGUAGGAAGAGGAUCUUUUUUGGGAGUAAUUGCUCCUGACGCUGAUGGAAUUAGGAGAUGCAUACGACUGCCUGUCCAUUCCUUUGGUUUUUUUUUACUCCGGCAAAGUCAUUGCAGUUUUGGACUCUCGAAUUCUUGCUAAUCAAUGCUGGAUUGUUUAGACCACGUUAGAAUUUCAUAGUUGGCACUGGACUUGUGGGGUUGUGUCUUAAUUCUUAUAAAAGGUCUGACUCUUAUUUCUA